Molecule: messenger RNA, 3087 nt
Organism: Aphis gossypii (cotton aphid)
Lineage: Eukaryota; Metazoa; Arthropoda; Insecta; Hemiptera; Aphididae
Exons: 2
Coding region: 1-3087 (1028 amino acids)
Biological process (GO): telomere maintenance; DNA repair
Molecular function (GO): DNA helicase activity
Source: RefSeq, a predicted model, not a curated record
AUGUAUGUCAAAGUCGAGACCGAACGUUUAGCGUUCAUCAGAUUCAAUCAGCCAAAGCUACGAUCUGAGGACUAUAUACACUUGCGUGAUGCUAUUCAUUCAGAUGGUGAUGUUCAGAAUAUUGGACGACUGACGAUUCUCCCAUCAACUUAUAUCGGAAGCCCACGCCACAUGCACGAAUACGCUCAAGACGCUAUGACGUACGUGCGAAAUUAUGGAACUCCGGAUUUUUUUAUUACGGUCACAUGCAAUCCGAAGUGGACGGAAAUUGAACGCGAGUUGGAACCGGGUCAAAAACCGCAAGAUCGCCAUGACAUAAUCGCCAGAGUAUUUCAGCAAAAACUCAAGGUUAUGAUGGAUGUGCUUACUAAGUAUCGAGUUUUUGGUGACACACGUUGUUAUAUGUACUCGGUGGAAUGGCAGAAGCGUGGACUACCGCAUGCUCAUAUCCUAAUUUGGUUGCUGAACAAAUUACAUUCAAAUGAAGUGGAUGACAUCAUAUCAGCUGAAAUUCCUGAUCCAGUCACUGAUCCCCGUCUACACGACAUUGUGACGACACAGAUGGUGCAUGGACCGUGCGGUGCAUUAAAUCCAUUAUCGCCUUGCAUGGCUGAUGGAAAGUGCACAAAACGAUAUCCGCGACCGUUAGUUGCUGAAACAGUCACAGUGAACGAUGGAUAUCCAGUUUAUCGUCGGCGUUCAAAAGAAGAUAACGGUCGAACUAUCAAAGUUAAAGUUCAAAAUCAAGAGAUUGAGAUCGGAAAUGAAUUCAUUGUACCAUAUUGCCCGCUGCUAUCACGAAUUUUCGAAACACAUGCAAACGUUGAGAGUUGUCAUUCGGCCAAAUCAAUCAAAUAUUUGUGCAAGUACGUCACAAAAGGCAGCGACAUGGCUGUGUUUGGUAUUGCGUCGGAAAAUGUGAAUGACGAAAUCAGCAACUUCCAAAUGGGCAGAUACGUCAGUACUAAUGAAGCACUGUGGCGAUUAUUGUCAUUUCAAAUUCAUGAAAGAUAUCCCACAGUUGUACAUUUAGCAGUGCAUUUGGAAAAUGGCCAAAGAGUUUACUUCACUGAGGCUAAUGCGGCACAACGAGCUGAGAGACCACCAUCGACAACAUUGACUAGCUUCUUUGCAAUGUGUGAAGCAGAUCCAUUCGCAGCGACGCUGAUGUACGUUGAAAUGCCCAAGUAUUACACUUGGAAUCAAUCAACAAAGAAAUUCCAACGUCGCAAACAAGGAACCCCAGUUCCAGACUGGCCACAGGUGUUUUCAACUGAUGCACUAGGUCGUAUGUACACUGUUCAUCCUAGAAACGAUGAAUGUUUUUAUUUGCGACUGCUGUUAGUAAAUGUACGUGGACCGAAAUCAUUUGCGCAUUUGAAAACUGUGAAUGGCCACCAAUGCCAAACAUAUCAAGAAGCAUGUCAACUAUUGGGUUUGCUGGAGAACGAUUCUCAUUGGGAUUUAACACUUGCAGAUUCAGUUGUUUCAUCAAAUGCGUACCAAAUACGAACGCUGUUCGCAAUUAUCAUCACCACAUGUUUUCCUUCACAACCAAUUCAGUUAUGGAACAAAUACAAAGACGCCAUAUGUGAAGAUAUCUUGCAUCGCCUGCGUAUUCAAACGAAUAAUCCUGACAUCCAAAUAACCGAUGAAAUCUACAAUGAAGGAUUGAUUCUGAUUGAGGAUCAAUGCUUGACUAUUGCAAACAAGCUACUGAUUGAAGUAGGAAUGAUUGCGCCAAAUCGAUCGAUGCACGAUGCAUUCAACCAAGAAUUAAAUCGAGAGCUGCAAUACAAUGUUGAUACAUUGCAGGAAUUCGUUAGAAAUAAUGUUCCGUUGCUGAAUGAACAGCAAAACAAAUGUGACAUAGCUUUGGCGUUAGCAUCAUCUGGAAUUGCGGCGACUCUUCUAGAUGGCGGUCGUACUGCACAUUCUGCGCUUAAGUUGCCACUCAAUUUAAACACAAUUGAUACUCCAACGUGCAAUAUUUCCCGAUCCAGUGCAAUGAGAAAAUUGUUAAUGCAAUGCAAGCUCAUUGUUUGGGAUGAGUGCACAAUGGCACAUAAGAAAUCACUUGAAGCACUUAACUUCACACUGAAGGAUCUUCGGAGAAAUAACAACAUCUUUGGCGGCUUGAUGAUAUUGUUGGCAGGCGAUUUCAGGCAGACGUUGCCAGUAGUUCCCCGUGGAACGCCUGCAGAUGAAUUGAAUGCUUGCCUAAAGUCAUCACCUUUAUGGAAUAACGUAAAAACAUUAUCGCUAACCACUAAUAUGAGAGUUCAACUUCAAAAUGAUCAAAGUGCUGCACAAUUUUCCAAACAAUUGUUAGAUCUUGGAAAUGGAAAAGUUCCAGUUGAUGCGACAUCUGGAUUAAUUACUCUUACCAACGACUUUUGCCGAUUUGUAGACACUCAAUUAGUUCUUAUUGAAAAUGUUUUCCCAAACAUUAGUGAGAAUUAUAAGAAUUAUGCUUGGUUAAGUCAACGAGCAAUUCUUGAAGCAAAGAAUAAUGAUGUCCACGCACUGAAUUUCACCAUUCAAUCAAAAAUUGCUGGCGAUUUGGUGACAUACAAAUCCGUAGAUUCAAUAACAAAUCCCGAUGAUGUAGUAAAUUAUCCAACGGAGUUUUUGAACUCUCUGGAGAUACCAGGAUUUCCACCACAUAACUUGCAACUGAAAGUUGGUACAGUUAUUUUGAUACUGCGUAAUUUGAAUCCACCGCGACUUUGCAACGGUACUCGACUUUCGGUAAAGAGACUUAUGCCGAAUUUAAUUGAGGCAACCAUUAUUAACGGAAAGUACGCAGGUGAAAAUGUAUGUAUUCCUCGAAUACCAAUGAUUCCGACUGAUCUUCCGUUUGACUUCAAACGAUUGCAAUUCCCAGUUCGCCUUGCGUUCGCAAUGACAAUUAAUAAGUCGCAAGGCCAAUCGCUUAGUGUUUGCGGGAUAAAUUUGGAAAAUCAUUGUUUUUCACAUGGACAGUUAUACGUUGCGUGUUCACGAGUUGGGAAACCAUCCGCUUUGUUUGUGUUAACGUCAGACCAAAAAACAAAAAAUGUGGUUUACCAAAGAGCACUACAAUGA